AUGACUGAUGGCACUGGUCUAGGAGCUUCCAUCGGUUGACUAUCGUACGGCCACAGGCAUCCGAAGUACGAGGAAAUGAUUUGCUAGUUUGUCGGUUUGUUCACCAGAAAGUUUCCGGGCGUAAGACACACGAGGUCAUACAGAUUGGUUGAUAUCGAAGUUAGCGGUCGAAAAUUGAAUACCAUUUAUAUGUGGCACAACACCUUCGCGAAUUUCUUGUAGGUGAAGGUGUGUGCACCCACGAUCUCACGAUCUGGACCGACAAACGCUUUGUGGAACGUACUACUGCUUCCCAAAAUCCGCCGAAAUACGUAGCGCUGGGCGGGUUUAAACACCCCGUACAUGAUAACGUGGGCCUGCGUCGUGGUGCUAUUCACCAGUUGACGGAACCAUCGGUUGGCGUCGAUGAAGUCGGUGCCGCAGUCCAAGUAGCUGUCAAUAACUUCAAAUGCCUAACCGUAUUGACGCUUAGCCACACAAACACGGUGACAGUUACGUACAUCCGCGCUUUUCGUGACCGAUGUUCUCACAUCAAGAUAGACCCGGCGUAGACGAUCCCUACGCGUGCGACCGGGUGGCAUUAGAACUCCAAGCCUUCAGGUGGAUCGGCCACGACUGGGAGUGGAUUGGAUGCACCUCCGCACGUAGCACGUAGCGGGUGUAAUGGGUGGUCACUGAAUAAA
Messenger RNA from Cinara cedri, 683 nucleotides. The record is from the annotation of a GenBank genome assembly. Lineage: Eukaryota; Metazoa; Arthropoda; Insecta; Hemiptera; Aphididae.